AUGGUCCCCAAAGUCACCAGCCUCCUCUGCCUCGUGCUCUGUCUGGGACAGAGGAUUCCGGCACAGGAAGGGAACUGGACACUUCCUGCCAUAUCUGCCGUACCGAGCUCUGUGAUCCCUCGGAAUGAAACAGCGAAGGUCCUGUGCAAAGGAACUCCUGAGUCCUAUCAGUACAGCCUGGAGAUUCUGAGAAACUCUAAGUACCAGGUGGUAAAGAAAAACUUAGGAUUUCAGGAGGUGUCUGAGUUCAUCAUUCACCCCAUGGAUACAAAUUCUGCAGGGCGUUACCGCUGCCAAUAUUGGACCCAUAAAGGGUUGUCCAAAUACAGUGACAUACUGGAUUUGGUGGUGACAGGCUUGUAUGAUGAACCCUUCCUCUCAGCUGAUCUGGGCCAGGUGGUGGUAUUGGGCGAGAACAUUUUCCUCCAGUGUGGGUCAGCUAACAUCCCAUUUGACAGAUUUUCACUGACAAAGGAAGGGAGUCCAAUUGACCUGCCACAACAUCAAAAUGGGACACAUCAAGGCACGUUCACUCUGGGUCCCGUGAACCACGACUUCUCAGGGAACUAUAGUUGCUAUGGCUGGUUUAAUAUGAGCCCCCAUGUGUGGUCGUCUCCUAGUAAUGUCCUGGAGCUUGUUGUCCCAGACACCAUGGGCCGGGAUUCCAUAAUGCAGAAUGUAAUCCAGCUAAGCGUGGCGGGACUGGUCCUUGUGGCUCUCCUGGUGAUAUUGGUUGAAGAUUGGCACAGUCGUAAGGUGCUACUCAAGGAAAAUAGACAAGACUUGGCUGAACCAAACUGGAGUAAACAGGAACUCUGGGUUAUGCCAUCCACACUCCCUUCCUUGCUCUGCCUUGGGCUGUGUCUGAACCAGGUGAUCAGCUCCCCGCUGUAUGCUCUCUCAAAACCCAUUGUUUGGGCCAAGCCCAAUUCCAUAAUUCCCAAGGGAAAGCCAGUGGCCAUCUGGUGUCAGGGGAUCCGAGGGGCUCUUGAGUACCAGCUGCUUUAUAAGGGACAACUUUCUGCCUUGAAGAGACAGAAGUCACCUGAAUUGAAGAACAAAGUCCUAUUCUCCAUCCCUGCCAUGACAUUACACACGGCAGGAGGCUAUAGCUGCAUCUAUCUAAGUGGGAAGAUCUGGUCAGAGCAAAGCGACACGCUGGAUCUGGUGGUAACUGGGAUGUAUGAUGUACCUACCCUCUCGGUGCAGCCUGGGCCUCAAGUGAUCUUAGGAGAGAGCGUGACCUUCCACUGUAGCCUGGAAACUGCAACCAACACAUUCUUUCUACUCAAGGAGGGAAGAAGAUCCAGCUUCCCACAACAAAGAUACGGGAAACAACAGGCAGUCUUCUCCAUGGGCCCCAUGACGCCAGCCCACAGAGGAACUUACAGAUGCUUUGGUUCUUACAACGACUUCGCAUGGUCUUUCCCCAGUCCACCGGUGGAGCUCCGAGUCACAGGUGAGAACACCCUCAGUGUUCCUCUAGUCCUCCCUGGACCCCUACGCCCACCUCUGCCAAUGAUGGGAAAGGUGGGCUAA
This is a messenger RNA of Chrysochloris asiatica (Cape golden mole), 1539 nucleotides long. It is a transcript of the gene FCAR, whose product is annotated as Fc fragment of IgA, receptor for. The transcript is spliced from 9 exons. NCBI's taxonomy places the organism in Eukaryota, Metazoa, Chordata, Mammalia, Afrosoricida, Chrysochloridae. Bases 1 to 1539 code for a protein of 512 amino acids. The record is from RefSeq and is a predicted model, not a curated record.